This is a messenger RNA of Loa loa (African eye worm), 2352 nucleotides long. Its product is annotated as LEV-10A protein. The record is from RefSeq and is a predicted model, not a curated record. Lineage: Eukaryota; Metazoa; Nematoda; Chromadorea; Rhabditida; Onchocercidae. Gene Ontology annotation, cellular component: plasma membrane. The transcript has 18 exons. Bases 1 to 2352 code for a protein of 783 amino acids.
AUGGCGCAAAUGCGCACAUUGGAACGUGUAUUAGAAGCUCGAAUUAAUUUAUUAAAUAAUGAAAAAAAUGCGGAAGUGAAAGAAGAUUGCGCAUUUUGUCGCAGUUUGGAUUGUGACAUUAUUUUUGCAUUACUAUUAAUUGGUGUCAUUGCAUGUCUUCUGAUCCUUAUUCUAUUCUUCUGGCUCAAAGGUGUACUAUCAUAUGAAGAAAUAUUCCGUAAGGAAGCUUUAGAAUGUGAUCAUAUCUUCGAUUCAUCUAUUCCGGAAGGUGAAUUUCAAUUACCGAUGUUGCCACCUUCAGCUACCAUUUCUGAACAAAUUUCACGACCGGAAGGUCCAAAAAAUUUUCAAUGUAUAUAUACGUUUGUUGCGGCACCAAAACAACGAGUAAAACUUAAUUUCGAACAAUUUCAAUUAGCCGGAACUGCUGGCAACUGUGAAACGGAAUAUGUUGAUAUAUAUUCGGAAUUAGAGGAACCUGAUGAUGAUUUGCUUUCUGCUGCUUUUGGUGGUCGAUAUUGUGGUAGUAUAUCACCGUAUGUCAGGAUUAGUUUAAAUCGUGUCAUAGUAUUAGUAUUUCAUUCAAGAACUGCAUCCAAUCAACGAAAUGGUAUAAAAUUUCGCGGUCGUUAUGCAUUCAUUUCUGAUGAUAAAUUAAUAUUAGAUAUACAUCCAAGUGAUAUGUGUAACAUACAAAACUUUCGUUGUACUUAUUUGCUCAAUGGUAAAACAGGCCAACGUAUUCGUUUACUUUUUCGUGAUUUUGAUAUUUAUUUUGGUGGAGAACACUGUCCAUAUGAUUCGUUAACAGUAUAUGAUGGUCCAACUAAUAAGCAUCCAAUUAUACGAAAAAUAUGUGGCUUACAACAAAGUAUGGUAAUUUAUUCAUUUGGGCCAAAUACAUUUAUUGAAUUUAAUACGACAAAUCCAGCUAAAGCUGAUCCACGCGGAUAUUCAUUAGAUUAUGAAUUUUCAAAUCGUUAUGUAAAUGUAUUGAAAUUAAUGGAUAAUCAACUUGGAAUAACACAUUUACGUGGUUCCGAAUGUGAUUUACUUAUUCGAAGUAAUCGUGAAACAACCCAUUAUAUACAUUCCCCUGAAUAUCCAUUAAUGUAUCCAGCUAAUACUACAUGCACAUUUAUUAUUGAUGGUUUACAAGGUGAGCAAAAUUUAGAAGAAGUAAUACUUACCUUUGAAAAAUUUGCUGUUCUCACCGAAACAAUUGACAGUACUAAUUUAAUUCACUCCAAGCAUUCCUCAGUUGAUUAUGAUAAUGGUGAUAAUGAUAACAAUAAUGACAAUAAUGAUAAUGAUGAUAAUGAACCAUGUUCAACAUCAUAUGUGGGUAUUGCUUUUGUUCCGGCAAGUAUUAAAAGUGUUUUAUCAUUCGGUGAAGAAAGUAAUUAUGAUGUUACAUUAUGUGAUCGUUUGCAAGAUGGUUCACAUGCAUUAGGUCCAUAUAUUAGUGAUGGACCAAGAAUGGUAUUAGUAUUUAAUUCGAAUGAAAAAAUUUCAUCAAAUGGCGAUGGAAAGAAGCCAUUAGGAUUUAAAGCUAAAAUUCAAUUCAAAACAGAUUUUGGUGUACCGGGUAAACCGAUUGGUGAUUCAAAUCAAUGUAUGUUUCAAUUUACAAAACCACGUGGAUGGUUUAAUAGUCCACGUUAUCCGGCAAAUUAUCCAUUGGACACAAAUUGUACAUAUAUUAUUAAAGCAAAACCAGAUGAGCAAAUUCAAGUUUAUUUUGAACAAUUUGCUCUUUAUGUUGAUGAACAUUCAUCAUCAACUGAAACAAGUUGUGCUGAUUUUCUAGAAAUAUUCGAUGUUUUUGUUAAAGAUGGAAUUGAAAUUUUACAACUUCAAGCUCGUUAUUGUGCAAAUACAUUUCCGGGACCAACAGUAACAGCAUUUGGUUCACAUGAACUUCGAGUUUUUUUUCGUUCUGAUCAUGAAGGUACCGGAAAUGGUUUCAAAGCAAUUUAUCAAAUUCGUAAAGCAUUUGCUGAAGAAAUCCCAACAAAACCAGUUGCACGACAUUGUGGUCAACGGAUAAUACGAACAGAUGAUUUAAUCAGUGGUUGGUUUGUAUCACCUGGUUAUCCGAUAAAAUACAAUAAAGAUUUAAUUUGUGAUUGGGAAAUUACUGUACGACCAAAUCAUCAAGUAUUACUAAAUCUUGUUAAAAUGGAAAUAGAAGGUUCAAUGAGUACAGAAUCGGUAAAUUGUCAAAAUGCAGUAAUACGUGUUAAUACUGAAAAUGAUAUUGGUACUACACCAACAAUACAGGAAAUUUGUGGUACAGAUAAAACUAUCAUACAACCGAUCAUUUCCAAAAGUAAUACUGUCCGAAUCUAG